AUGUUUGCAAAAGUAUUUUCCUCAUGGAAAUUGCAUCUUUCAAGAAGACAAUCGCUCAAAGCUGCUCAUAAAAUCAUGGUACAUCGACGAACUCCACCUCUAUCAAGUUUGUCAGAACUUGAACGUUAUGUUAAAAUGCUUGGAAUGAUUGAUCGAAAAUAUGCCUAA
Molecule: messenger RNA, 168 nt
Organism: Ambispora gerdemannii
Lineage: Eukaryota; Fungi; Glomeromycota; Glomeromycetes; Archaeosporales; Ambisporaceae
Source: the annotation of a GenBank genome assembly